CCACUGUCCAGACGGGGCGCAGUUCCUCUCUGAGAGGCGGGACCUCCACCGGAUGGAGGACACACACCAACGCACUCCAAAAUGGCGAGCCGCGACAAGGAGCUGGAAGAGGAGAUUUACAACAAGGUCGUGGACCUGACCGAAUACGCCAAACGUCAGCGAUGGUGGAACGGCCUCUUCGGGAAGAACUCCGGCCCCUUAGCGGAGAAAUACUCCGUGGCCACACAGUUAGCCAUAGGGGGAGUGAGUGGAUGGUGUGCAGGAUAUCUCUUCCAGAAGGUCGGAAAAGUUGCUGCUACAUCCGUAGGAGGAGGUCUUCUGCUGUUACAGAUAGCCAACAAUAGUGGCUACAUCCAAGUGGACUGGAAGAGGGUGGAGAAGGAUGUCAACAAAGCGAAGAAGCAAUUAAAGAAGGGCACCGAUAAAGCGGGCCCAGAGAUAAACACGUUUGUUGACAAGUCCACAGUGUUCGUGAAGAAAAACAUUGUUGUCACAAGUGGUUUCAUUGGAGGAUUCCUGAUCGGCCUGGUGUCCUAGGGUCUGUGUUCCUAUUGGUGUCGUGAGAAACUAGAGGGAACGAUACAAAUCAUUGCUGGAGGGUGUUCAAGGGUUUCGACAGCCUAUUUAAGAUUAUCUUGUAGCUCUGUGUUUCUACACAAGCCACACAUCCUUUUAUCUACUUUAAUAUUGUACAUGUGACUAGCACUGUCGAUACCUUCUGUGAUAGAGUUCUGGAAAAGUAAGAGUUGUAACGAAGUGCUGAUUACGGGAAGUGAAGGAAGUGUUGCACACUGGCUCAUAUGCAUUUCUAUUUCAUUCAGAUGAUGUUUUUGGCCAUCAGGCCUUCUUCCCAGAUCCACAAUGGUUAAUCCGAUGCUUGGAUGAAUGACCCUCUUCAUAUACUCCACUUUUCAAGCCAAAUAAUGACAUGCAUAUCAUGCAAUAUUAUUUUUUUAAAGAAAGUGUAAAGGCUAUCAGAAUGUUUUUAAAUUUAUUUAUUUUUACCAAAAUGUCAUUGUGAAACAAUGAAAGAAUAUGUAUCGUUAUCUCUGCCUUGUUGCGCACAACUAAGCAAAGCAUGAUGCGGCUAAGUAGAUUUCAACCUUCACACGGCAGGUGGUGUCCACUGGAUUCCAUCAAUGUCAGGGUUAUAUUUUUCAAUCUAGACAUUGUGCUUAAUCAUAUUGCUGAUGGAUCAGAAAGUGUUCUGCCUUUGCUGAGAGGUGCCACAUGUUAAUGGGUUAUGUCUGCCUCCCCUGCAUCUCUCUUUUUAUUAUGUAUUUUGUCUAGCAAUACAUUGAUGCUUUAAGUACAGAAAGAUAUGUGUCUACAAUGUAAGUUUGAUGGACAAAUAAAAAUAACACUCGGUUGAAAUUC
Molecule: messenger RNA, 1377 nt
Organism: Pseudoliparis swirei
Lineage: Eukaryota; Metazoa; Chordata; Actinopteri; Perciformes; Liparidae
Gene: fundc1
Product: FUN14 domain containing 1
Exons: 5
Coding region: 82-537 (151 amino acids)
Biological process (GO): autophagy of mitochondrion
Cellular component (GO): mitochondrial outer membrane
Source: RefSeq, a predicted model, not a curated record